This is a messenger RNA of Parathielavia appendiculata, 984 nucleotides long. RefSeq names its product aldolase. Lineage: Eukaryota; Fungi; Ascomycota; Sordariomycetes; Sordariales; Chaetomiaceae. The transcript has a single exon. The coding region runs from base 1 to 984 and encodes 327 amino acids. The record is from RefSeq and is a predicted model, not a curated record. Gene Ontology annotation, molecular function: 4-hydroxy-tetrahydrodipicolinate synthase activity.
AUGACAGUUCCCAACGGCACCACCAAUGGCAGCCGGACCACCCGGCGGCCGCUCCCAUGCGGCAUCUACGCGCCGACCAUGACUUUCUUCGACCCCGAGACAGAAGACCUCGACAUCCCGACCAUCAAGAAGCAUGCCGAGCGCCUUGUCAGGGACGGGCUCGUAGGCCUCGUCACCAUGGGGUCAAACGGAGAGGCCGUCCACUGCACACGAGAAGAGAAGCUGGCGGUCACCCAAGCAACACGAGAGGCCCUUGAUGCGGCGGGCUUCACCGAGACACCCAUCAUCAUCGGCGCCACCGAGGGCAGCGUCCGGGGCACCAUUGAGCUGUGCAAGCUCGCCAAAGACGUUGGCGCCGACUACGCCCUGCUCCUACCACCAUCCUACUUCCGCUUCCUCAUGGACGAGCAGGCCGUCCACGACUACUUCAUCGCCGUGGCCGACGAGAGCCCGCUCCCGCUGAUCCUGUACAACUACCCGGGCGCCGUCGCGGGCAUCGACAUGGAUUCGGACCUGCUGAUCCGCCUUGCUGCCCACCCCAACAUCGUCGGCACCAAAUUCACGUGCGGCAACACGGGCAAGCUGACGCGCGUGGCCCUCGCCACCGACGCCAAGACCCCCUGGUCCGAAGGGUCGGGCUACAUGGCCUUCGGCGGCAUAUGCGACUUCACCGUGCAGACGCUGGCCAGCGGCGGCAGCGGCAUCAUCGCCGGCGGCGCCAACGUCAUGCCCAAGGUGUGUGUGCGGGUUUGGAACCUGUACGCCGAGGGCAAGAAGGAGGAGGCCAUCGCGCUGCAAAAGACGCUGUCCAAGGGCGACUGGGUGCUGACCAAGGCGGCGAUCGCGGGUACUAAGCAGGCCAUCCAGAGCUACUUUGGCUACGGCGGUCACCCGCGGCGCCCGCUGAAGAGGCUGGACAAGGCCAAGGUGGCGGCUAUUGAGGAGGGGGUGCGGGAGGUGAUGGAGAUUGAGAAAUCGUUAUAG